This is a messenger RNA of Lates calcarifer (barramundi perch), 3847 nucleotides long. RefSeq names its product protein NDRG3. NCBI's taxonomy places the organism in Eukaryota, Metazoa, Chordata, Actinopteri, Centropomidae. Gene Ontology annotation, cellular component: cytoplasm. The record is from RefSeq and is a predicted model, not a curated record. The transcript is spliced from 16 exons. Gene Ontology annotation, biological process: signal transduction. Bases 217 to 1332 code for a protein of 371 amino acids.
GCUCCGCCCGUCACAGUCCGCGUGCUGCCGACAGUGAGUUCAGUCUGAGGAGAGGGACCAGCUCGCGACCAGCUCAGCGCGUGCUCCUUACGGUUUCCACCAGUUAACUAACCAGCUAACUAGUCGCUGGUUUUAAACGGAUAACUCGGGUAGCUUGUGGAGCUAACGGCUGCACACGGUGUUUGUUACAAAGCUGACUGGCAGUAAAGCAGCCGUAUGAUGGAGGAGCUUCACGACGUCCAGCUGACUGAGAUCAAACCACUCCUGACAGGACAGAAUGGGAGAAAUCUCCAGGACUUUGACUGUCAGGAGCACGAUGUGGAGACAGCCCAUGGUGUGCUGCACGUUACCAUGAGGGGAGUUGCUAAGGGAAACCGACCCACAAUCCUCACCUACCAUGACAUCGGACUUAACCAUAAGUCUUGCUUCAACAGCCUGUUUAACUAUGAGGACAUGCAGGAAGUGACACAGCAUUUUUCAGUUCUGCAUGUUGAUGCUCCGGGACAGCAGGAGAAUGCUCCCAUAUUCCCCACCGGGUACCAGUACCCCACCAUGGAUGAGCUGGCUGAGAUGCUGCCGUCUGUCCUGACACAGCUACAGGUGAAGAGUGUGAUUGGUAUUGGAGUUGGAGCUGGAGCCUACAUCCUCACCAAACUGGCUCUGAAUGAGCCCAGUCUGGUGGAGGGUUUAGUCCUGAUCAACAUUGACCCCUGUGCCAAAGGCUGGAUGGACUGGGCUGCCUCUAAGCUGAGCGGCUGGACGAGCAACCUGGUCGACAUCAUCAUGGGACACCACUUCAGCACUGACGAGUUAACGGAGAAUAAGGAGAUCAUCCAGACGUACAGACUCCACAUCUCUCAGGAUAUACCACAGGAUAACCUGGCCAUGUUCUACAACAGCUAUGACGGUCGUAUUGAGUUGCAGAUGGAGCGGCCGGUUCCUGGUCUGAAUGAAAACACAGUCACCACCCUCAGGUGUCCUGCUCUCCUGGUGGUUGGAGACACGUCGCCUGCUGUUGAUGCUGUGGUGGAGUGUAACUCCAGACUGAAUCCAACCAAAACCACCCUGCUGAAGAUGGCGGACUGUGGAGGACUUCCUCAGGUGGUGCAGCCUGGAAAACUAGCAGAGGCCUUCAAGUACUUUGUCCAGGGGAUGGGCUACAUGCCCACAGCUGGUAUGACCCGGCUGGUUCGCUCCAGGACUCACUCGGCCUCUAGCGUUGGCUCCACCGACGGCGUCCGGAGCCGCAGUGCGACUAACGCGCUGCCAGAGGGCGCCAACUCCACCAGCCCCGAACACACGGCACCACACACCAUUGAAAUGACCGCGUAGGACCUCUCCUGCUCUGUCGUUUCUCCAUCUUUACUCCUUCGUCCUCCUCAGACGCUGUGUUCCCCUGAACUUUACUCCCUCCAGGACGCAGCACCAACCGUCCUGCGGUUUUAGUUGUAAACGUUGGUCUCAGAAAGGCUGAAAAAGGUCACGUCUAACAUCAUUAGUAGAGAAGUAGAGAUGACCGUUUCUUCCCAGUUUAGAGUUUAGAGAGUUUAGAUUUGACCAGAGUCGUAAACAUUUUGGUGCCAGCAGCAGCAGCUGCCAUGUUGGCUCUGUUUCCUGUGCUCUGUAGGUUCAUAUAUUCUAAGUCCCUUCCUCUCUGGAGCCGUACGGUUGCUGUGGUGACGCUGUAGAUGUAACUUCAUGGAGUUCAGCCGGUUCAUAUUUAUCUUCAGUUGUGUUGUGUUUCUGCAGUAGACUGUUCUAAGGUGGUUUUCUCAGGUCAGACCAGAUUUUCUCAUUAUUCUUCAUUUACUUUGGUCCUGAUUCCUCCUUCGUCUUUUUAGUAUUAUUAUUAUUACUACAAUUAUAAUCAUCAUUAUUUUGCUCUGAUUGUUGUUCAUGGUGGUGCUGUUGGUUGAUAUGGAGUGAUGAACCUUUGUCCUGCCUGUAAAAUUACAGUGACCUUAAAGGAAUAUUUCACCCUCCUACCCUCGAGUCCCUGACAGAAGAUCUGUUAUUUUAGUUUUAACAUCAACAAAACAAUAUUAAAAUGUUUAAAAACUCAAAUAUUAAACUACACAUUCAUACUUCUAUCCACUGUCCAUCCCAUCCACUGUUAUUUUAACUAAAUAUCAGACAAUAUUAUGAAACGUUUAUUCCUCUCAUGCAUCACCACUGACAAUCUUUAAAACACUAACAACAUUAACUGCUGUUCUUAGGAUGUCUCCACAAACCUCAAAGACACCUUUGAGCAUUGAUCUGGUGAAAAUUUUCUUUUUUCUUAUUGUUUUGAUUUUCAGUGUUUUUAAGUGUAAUACUCAUUUUGAAUUGCACCACCAGUAGCCCAGCCCAGAUCAGACCAAAAACAUUUACGUUUUCCUCCAAGUGACUUUUAAUUUCUCUAAACACAAAAUACAUACAUCGUGUGUUAGUGAGUUAUGUAUGUUAAUUGGGAUUAGGAAGAAAUUUCAGUUGCUUCUCACACCUGGGAAAAAAUUCUCACUUGCCUCUCAGGGCUUCCGUAGUUUUCCUUUUUGUUGGCCACAAUUUUGAUGAUUAGUCACACUGAAUGCUAAGACAAACACUAUUGUGGAUACAGUGGGUUUAUUUACUUUAUCAGUAUCAGUACACUCAUUUAAAACAAUGAAAGAAGACAAUUAAAACACCUUCGAUAGGACUCAUACCUCAGGAUAUUUUUUGUCAGGGAUUCCAGGCUGUGAGGGCAAUUGAUUGAUUUUUAGGUGACUUAUUGCUUUAUCCUCUAUGGAGAUCUUGAAACCAGCCCUGACCUCCUAUUACCUCGUCUGUUCCUUUUCUACUUUGACUGUACAUCAUUUAAUUUCCUCUGCAGUGGAGCUGUAACUGAAGCUCGCUGCUCUGUUCAUUGGGCCCAUUGACAGCAUGCUCAGUGUGGAGUUGUGGCAUGCAAACUGUACAGUGGUCUAGUGAGUAACUGACUUGUCUUUCAGCCGUGAAUCCGCCUCUCUCAGCUCAUCUCAGAGACAAAGGGGAGAAAAUAAUACAGUUCCAGUUUUUGGUUCUCUGGACUGAAAGCUGCCGGCAGGGUUUGUCAGCCAAGGUCCACUGAGCAAGGCACUCGAACAUCUCAUAUUGUCACCAUUGUUCAGACCAAUAAUUUAUCGAAAAAUUCAAAAUUGGUAAAUUUGGAGCCACAUUGUUGGACAGUGAUAAUGUGUUGAUUAUUGAUUAUCAACAGAUGCUACGACUGGACAGCUUAUCUUUGACGUCGGUGAUUUUUAGACGCCGUUUACACCUGGUGUUAAAUCCAAUCUGUAUCCGGAUAAGGAAGGAAGGAGUUGCACUUUAAACGUUGUUGUGUUGCGAAAUAUGCCGAUGAUUUCUGCCCUGAUCGUCGUCGAAGCUUUCCGUUGCAUUUCCAAAUUUUUUCUGUCAUAACAGUUUAAAAGCUUUGCUCCCUGUCGUCUUGCUGCAUGGUUGGGGUGAUGCCGCCCCCUGCUGGAGGACUGGAGAACAGCUUCCAGUUUGCAGCCUUCAUGUCGGCUCUUAUUAGAUGUUCAGAGGAGAAAAUGACCAGUCUGUAUUUAAAACACACUCAACAGGGUCAAACCACAAACUGUCAGUCCAGUUCAAACAAAGUCACCUGUAGACAAGAGGCAAAUGUUAAGUUCUUUUAUUCUAUAUAUACUCACUGUAAUUCAGCUGUCUGUUAUUGUUCUUAAUAUUUAUUACAACUAUUACUUUGGAGAUUUGUACUGAAGCAUCAGUAGCUGUUCUGUUACACUGAGGUUUGUACUUAACUAGGUGUUGUUCCAUGACUUUUAAUGUAAACAAGGUUUGUAAUUAAAUAAAGUUCGUUAUCCAAAAAAGA